AAGCGGUAGGCAUGCGUGCUUGGGCUUCAUCGAGGAAGCGUUAAACAAGACUGAAAACUGCAGGGUGUUCAAGCUUGACGCGUACCUGGGGGACAUGGCUGCUGCAGAGUUGGAAUUUUGCGAAUGUUCGAUGGAAGACGUUGAUCCCAAGAAUUGCCCGGUGUUGAUAGUGGGUGAAUUGGGAAAACUGUUGAAACUGCAGUGGACGCAGGUCCGGGGGAAGCUGCAUCCCCGCGUUGAUGAAGAGACAUGGAAGACUGCUUUAAGCAACCUGAGGCCAAAUCCAACUGACUCUUGCCCACUCUGGCUAGAUAAGGCUACAGUGGCUGCACUUCCAGCAAAACUAAGCAGGCACAACACCCCUUCAUCAGCCCACUUUCUGACACUGCUUGUCCACAGCUGUCUACCAGGUAGAGGUCAUCAGUACAUUGUGGUUGUCUGUGAGCAGACUACAGUAUUUCCCUCCACUUGUGCAAUUGCUAGAGCAUUUCCCCUUUUUAAUCGGAAAUUAUCUCUUUCUGACUGCUGUGAUAAGCAAAAAGUUACAGUCGAGUUCAUCUUAUGCGAGCCCAAUGAUGGUCCACUCUCCAAGUCAAUGUUAAUGUGUUUGACAAAUGUGGCAGAAAGCAUUAGAAUGGCUGCUAGAAUAGUGGAUACACCCUGCAGUGAGAUGAACACUGAUGACUUUCUCCAGGAGAUUAAAGAAGUUGGCUCAGAGUUAGGAGUGGGUUUAACAGUUAUACAAGGAGAGGAACUUAAGGAGAGAGGUUUUGGAGGAAUCUAUGGAGUGGGAAAGGCUGCAUCAAAUCCUCCAGCCCUUGCUGUUCUUAGCUACAAACCAGAAGGUGCUACUCAGACAAUAGCUUGGGUUGGUAAAGGAAUAGUUUAUGACACCGGUGGCUUAAGCAUCAAAGGAAAGACUAUAAUGCCUGGAAUGAAGAGAGACUGUGCAGGAGCAGCUGCUGUUUUGGGUGCAUUCAGAUCAGCUGUUAAACAGGGUUUUAAAGAAAAUCUACACGCGGUAUUUUGUCUGGCAGAAAACUCUGUUGGUCCAAAAGCAACCAGACCAGAUGAUAUUCACCGUUUAUAUUCAGGAAAAACCGUUGAGAUUAAUAACACAGAUGCUGAGGGUCGCUUGGUUUUGGCAGAUGGAGCUGUUUAUGCUGUCAAAGAUCUUAAAGCUGACAUCAUUUUGGACAUUGCUACACUUACUGGAGCACAGGGCAUUGUAACUGGAAAAUAUCAUGCAGGUUUGUUAACCAAUAAUGAGAACUGGGAGAGAGCUUGUGUGAAAGCAGGCAGAAACAGUGGAGAUCUUGUACAUCCUCUUGUCUACACACCCGAGCUUCACUUUAGUGAGUUUUCUUCUGCUAUGGCUGACAUGAAGAAUUUUGUGAGCGAUAGAAAUAAUGCCCAGAGUUCCUGUGCUGGUUUGUUCAUUGGAGCUCACAUUGGGUUUGACUGGACAGGAGUCUGGAUUCAUGUGGACAUGGCAUUUCCUGCACAUGUUGGAGAGCGUGCAACAGGUUAUGGUGUGGCCCUGCUGCUGGCACUGUUUGGUCGUGCAACUGAUGAUCACAUGCUUCAUCUGGUUUCGCCACUGGGAAGCAACAGAGAGCAGAAACUGAAUGAUGAUGAACUAAAAGAAAAAGCACCAAAAAGGAGGAGACUGGUAUAAGCAUUGGGCUUGGGUGGCACAUAGGACUAUCAAAGUCUAGACUUGGUCCAGUGUGGAGCCUAACAUGUUUAUGCAGUUAAAGCAAAUGCAUUUGACAUAUGACUUCUAACCACUGACCGUUUUUGUGCUCAUUGUUUUCAUAUCUGUGCCUUUGUCGUUCCAUGCUUGCUUACUUUGUUUUUUGUAGUUUUUUAUUUUUUUUUUUUCUUUUUCUGAAAGCUUUUAUACCAACUGCUGUUAAGUACUUUUUUUCCUGUUGUAUAACUGUAGACAUUGAAUUUAAAUGUAAUUUCCAAAAAUGCGGAUGCCUUCAAUGUUUAUGUAUUGUAUGCUUUAGUCCAGCUUUCUUGGAACUUGGCCUGUCUAGUAUUGCAUAUACUCUACUUUCAAAAUGAAGGCUGCAGGUUUUAUUAAAGAAAUUAUUCAUUAUUAUAAGAUAAUAUACCACAUGUCCUCAACUAGUUGGCCUCUUAAUUAAUUUAUUUAUACCUAAUUCAGGUACUUAACCUGUAAGUACUCCCUUUAUAGAAAUGUAUCGGCUGUUAUGUUGUUCAGUACCUAUGAAGUGCCUUGGCAUUUUCAGUGCAGAAAGGUGGUGUACAAAGUUAGUGGUUAUUUUGUAACACUGAUAGCUUUAGAUUAUAAAUGUGGCCAUUUUGUUAAGGGUGGGAAAUAGAAACAUACUGUAAAGCAUACUAGAAUUUACUAGUUUUAUUUUUUUAGUACCAUUUUCUUCCAGUGUGCCUUCACUUUGACAUGGUUUACAAACUGUGAAUCUUGAUUGCUGUAAACAUGGGACUUGGUGAGACCAAUCUGAGGAAUAUCAAUAGACAGAUGAGGUAAGGACAAAUGGUUAUUGUUUGGCAUAUUGGAUAUAAAAAAAAGUAACGCACCCUGGAAUGGAAAACCAGCCCACCAGUUUACAAAAGAAGUCCUGUAGGGUCAGAUUUUUUUUUCCCCUUGUUUUCUAAUCUGAAAACUUCUUUAUUUUGCAAACUGCUGUAAUGAUUUUAGUUAAAUGCACUUAGCAGAUGUAAAUUAAUAUAACACUGUGUUACAGAAUAUUUCAAAAUUUUGCAGAUAUCCUUUUUGUUACUACGUCAGAUUUUUAGUAUCAUUUGUAAAUAUUUUUGAGUUGCUUAUACCAGUAAAUGAAUCAUUUUUACAUGAAAUGAAAUCUAUAUAAAGAAAUGUAAUGUUGUGCGUAAUAAAUCUGAUAAUUGCAUCUAAA
Messenger RNA from Polypterus senegalus (gray bichir), 2909 nucleotides. Its product is annotated as probable aminopeptidase NPEPL1. Gene Ontology annotation, biological process: proteolysis. Gene Ontology annotation, molecular function: manganese ion binding; metalloaminopeptidase activity. Gene Ontology annotation, cellular component: cytoplasm. The transcript is spliced from 12 exons. Lineage: Eukaryota; Metazoa; Chordata; Cladistia; Polypteriformes; Polypteridae. The coding region runs from base 95 to 1678 and encodes 527 amino acids. The record is from RefSeq and is a predicted model, not a curated record.